This is a messenger RNA of Actinia tenebrosa (Australian red waratah sea anemone), 2243 nucleotides long. RefSeq names its product zinc transporter ZIP9. Gene Ontology annotation, biological process: transmembrane transport; zinc ion transport. Gene Ontology annotation, molecular function: metal ion transmembrane transporter activity. The record is from RefSeq and is a predicted model, not a curated record. NCBI's taxonomy places the organism in Eukaryota, Metazoa, Cnidaria, Anthozoa, Actiniaria, Actiniidae. Gene Ontology annotation, cellular component: membrane.
AGGAAAAACUACUAAGAACACUUGAUCGAUUAAUUUUCUUAUAUUUAGGACUAAAAUACGGCCUUUAUAAACCCACCAGCACCAACACCACCGAGAUGGAGGAUGCAAUGAGACUGUUUAGCCUGUGUGCUUGCAUGUUGGUCGGUUCGUACGUUGCUGGGGCUAUUCCUUUGGCAUUUUCUCUCUCCGAGAAAAGACUGCGGAUGGUGAGUGUAUUAGGUGCUGGGCUGUUAGUUGGUACAGCAUUAGCUGUAAUCAUCCCAGAAGGAGUUCACACGCUAUAUGGGCAAGAGCAUGUACAUGGACAUGCAGGCCAUACUCAUAGGCAUCUUCAUGAAGCUCGAUCAGCAAAUAAAGAAUCCCAUGCGAAAGCAACACACAGUGACGUACAUCCACUAACAGAACACAUCCAUAAAGUUGAACCAGAUGUUUUUAUUGGAUUAUCCCUUUGUUUUGGAUUUAUUUUUAUGCUUCUUAUUGACCACAUUAGUGGUGGACACUCACAUGGCUCUUCAGAUGUUGAGGGUAACAAUAGACAAAAGCAUGGCAAACUGACUACAACAAUAGGACUUGUUGUGCACGCAGCAGCUGAUGGAAUCGCUUUGGGUGCUGCUGCCUCAACAUCCAAAGCAGAUGUAGAAUUGAUUAUAUUUUUAGCCAUUAUGUUACAUAAAGCUCCUGCAGCUUUUGGAUUGACAACAUUUUUACUUCUUGAGGGAAUGGAGAGAAAUAGAAUACGGCGUCACCUGGUUGUAUUUGCUGCGGCAGCUCCUAUUAUGGCAUUUGUAACAUUCUUUGGUCUUGGCCAGCAUGGAAAAGAGAUGUUUACGAGUGUUAAUGGAACAGGAAUAGCAAUGUUAUUCUCAGCAGGAACGUUCCUCUACGUAGCAACUGUCCAUGUACUGCCUGAAGUUGGUGGCCAUAUUGAUUCUAAUGAACAGUCAAAAACAAAUCUUAAUAACAAAGCAGAUCUUAUUUUAAUGGUAGUGGGAAUUUGUGCACCAUUAUUGUUAUCACAGACCCACAGCCACUAGAAAAAUAAAUUAAUUUUAAUAAUUGCAAGUAUACCCGUAGUAUAAAAUAAUGUACAUAGUCUGGGCAUGGCUUACACUUAAUCUGUGAAACAGUAGUAAAUAUAUUUAUCACUAAAUAGUACAAAAAAGUGCAAUGUCUAUUAGUUGUGCUUAUUGUUUCAUGAGUGCUAUUUAGUACUAAAUAGUGCAUACAUAGUACUCUUUCACAGAAUAUAGUGUUUACUCAAAGCCAUUUUUAACAAUAUAAGAUUAAUUUUAUGGUUUCUUAUACUUUGGGAGUAUCCUAAUAGACUACUUUGAUGAUACGGUGGCGAUCUUGAAUCAUAAUGCAUUAUGGGUUAUCCGGGGGGCAAAUAGAGCUUUCUUAUAGUAAUGAUGUUGAUUGAUAUAAACAGCUUAGCACACAAAAAAAUGCAAAAAAAGAUGAAUUAAGGCGGCACAUUAAUCACCUUUAACCAUAAAAGAAAGACAAACACAAACAUAAACACAUAAAUAUAUUUUCAGUCGUUGUUUUGUUCUGCCCCCUGGCAAGAUGGCUGCCGUAUUGUCGAAGUAAUCCAUUAAUUUUGGUUUUCUGGAGAUAUGCUAGUGGAUACCCUGUGAUGGACUAGUACAGUAUGAUAAUAUCCCAUCCAGAGGGAGGAAUGUUACUCCUAGUUAGGGAAUGAAAAGUGGCGUGGUGAAAGUUAACACUGUGCAUGCCUGGUAAUAAUACCAGGGCAAGUGUCCUGUAUCUCAAGUAUAUCCCAUAUAAUCUUAAUUGAGAAAUGAAGGGCAGUGUAGUAGUCAUACACACAACUUUUAUGUUUGAUUAAAUUUCCAAGACUCAGCAUAAUGUGAGUACAUUGAGUUGGUUGUUAGCCAUGCUUUGACUUUGAUCAGCCAAAAAGUUGUUUUAGGUAUGGAUAAAAUUUAGCUCCUUCUUUGGGCAUUGGGCACAGUUUAUGCAAUAUAAUGAAAACAAAAAAAUACCCCAAGUUAUACAAUAGAAACGAAGCUCAUAAAGAAUACACAUUAGUCCAAAAUUGCAUACGGCUGAGUGAAAUACAUGAAAAUGAGGCAUCCAGGGCCAAUAGAGGAAUGAUAUGAAUUUAAUUAUCCAAAAAUAUAAUACAGUUUAAAUGGUAUGUUAAUCGACUUUAUAAAGUGAAAAAAACCCUGUAUAUAAUGAUGAAUGUGCCAAUAAAUCCUGAAGGCAAAGCCUGUUAA